This is a messenger RNA of Scutellospora calospora, 1128 nucleotides long. Lineage: Eukaryota; Fungi; Glomeromycota; Glomeromycetes; Diversisporales; Gigasporaceae. The record is from the annotation of a GenBank genome assembly.
AUGAGUAAUAAUGAACAAGAAUCUCUUGAGUUUGAAUUAGCACAAGCAUUAUUCACAACAGGAACAUCAUUUUCUUUUCUUGAAAAUCCAUAUGUUAUUAAAUUUUUUCAGCAUAUCCAUCCCACAUUUAAAUUACCAAAUCGAAAAAAACUUUCAAAUGAAUUGUUAAAUAAGGUUUAUGAUAAAGUAACUAUAGAAUCUAAUAUACAAAUUUCACAAGCACAAAGUUUAUCUAUGAUUUCUGAUGCAAUUAAUAUUGAAAAAUUUUCAGCAGUUAUUAUAGAUACAGCUAAUGUAAUGAAAGCAGCAUGGCAUAUUAUUGAAGAAAAAUAUCUUACAAUAGCCUGUUUUGGAUGUGCAUCUCAUACACUAAAUCUUUUAAUCAAAGAUAUUUUAAAAAUUAAUAGCAUAAAAACUGUAGUUGAUAAUGCAACAAAGUUAGUAAAAUAUUUUAAGAAAUAUCUACAAGCAAUGGGUACACAUCUUGAAUGUUUUCAGUCAUUUCAAAAAACAAGAAUCGCUUUAGAACAAAUUUUAAUAGAUUUAAGAAUUCAUGAAACAAUAGACUCAAGUUUAAGAAUUUAUAUACUAUACGAUGAAUUUUGGGAAAACUUAAAUUUAAUUGCAAAAGAAAGUAAAAUUUAUAACAUAGAACCUAUCAGGUAUAAUGCAUUUACAACAUAUACAAAUCAAAAAUUUGGGCAAGAAAAAUCAGUAGAGUUAUUCAUUAAAAUAUGGGAAUCUUGGCCAAAUAGUAGUCUUAAACAGCUUGCAAUAAAAAUUCUCACAAUUCCAACAUCAUCUGCUGUAGCUGAACGGAAUUUUUCUACUUUUGGUUUUAUUCACAACAAACUUCAUAAUCACUUGAUCGAAACUAUAAUUAAUCAUAAUAAUGAAACUAAUCAAAAAAUUACCAGUAAUUGUGAAGAAAUAGAUAAUGAAGAUAAGGAAGUAGAGAAUAUGAUUUAUGAAGAAGAAAUCAGUGAAGGAAUUGAAGAAAUGAUUAAACAAAUCUAUUCAUCAGAUAUUGAUAUUGAUAAUAAUAAUUCAUUAAUAUUAAAUUUAGAUAAUAAUGACAAUAUAUUAUGGAAUCAAGAUACAGAAAUUAAUAGUAUAAUAAUUUUAUAA